This is a messenger RNA of Penicillium macrosclerotiorum, 1335 nucleotides long. RefSeq lists its product as uncharacterized. Gene Ontology annotation, biological process: lipid catabolic process. The coding region runs from base 1 to 1335 and encodes 444 amino acids. The record is from RefSeq and is a predicted model, not a curated record. The transcript is spliced from 2 exons. Gene Ontology annotation, molecular function: triacylglycerol lipase activity. NCBI's taxonomy places the organism in Eukaryota, Fungi, Ascomycota, Eurotiomycetes, Eurotiales, Aspergillaceae.
AUGUGGUUUAGCUUACCAAAAGUUGUCUUUCUUUGUUCAUUCAUUCCCUCUGCCUUUACCGCUGCAAUCACUCCACCCUCCCAGGAUUCGUUCUAUGACCAACCUAGUAAUAUAAGCGAGUACCUGGCCGGAGAAGUGAUUCGCUCUCGCUCAGUAACUCCUCAGCUAGAGUCCUUCUUAUCCUUGCCCGUGAAUGUCUCUGUCAAAGCGGUUUACCAGUAUCUUUUUCGGACAACAGAUAGCUUGGGUGAUGCUGUUGCCUCGGUCGUUACCUUGAUUGAACCGUACAGCUCAGAUCCAUCCAAACUCCUGGGCUAUCAGGCAUUUUACGACAGCGCCAAUGUGGAUUGUAGCCCAUCUUAUACACUGCGGACUGAAAAUCAAAACCUGGGGUUCUCUGUUUCCGGUCUGAAUGUUUCUGAGGAUAUUCCAUUUAUUGGUGCCGCUCUUAAUUUAGGUUGGUGGGUGUUCACCACCGAUUAUGAAGGACUGGAGGCCGAAUUCACAGCCGGGUUGCAAUCUGGACACGCGGUUUUGGAUUCCACUCGAGCUGUUCUGAGUGAAGGCCCCUCGGUUGGUCUAUCGCGCAAUCCAACUUAUGCGCUCUGGGGGUACUCGGGAGGCUCUUUGGCGUCUGGUUGGGCAGCAGAGCUGCAGCCGUCGUACGCCCCUGAGUUGAAUUUUGCAGGAGUUGCACUUGGAGGCACAACACCGAAUAUUAGCUCCGUGCUUGAGACCAUCAACAAAGGCUCACAUGCAGGGCUUGCUUUUUCUGGUAUCUACGGCCAGGCAAAAGCAUAUCCCAAUCUCACGGACUGGGUAAGCUCGAAUCUAAUUUCUUCUAAAUCGGCUGAGUUCUAUUCUAUUGCAAGUGGCUGUCUGUCACAGGCCAGUUCAGAUGGCGAAGACAAAGAUCUUUACACAUACUUCAAGAACGGGGAGGCAUCAUUCUAUGAAGCAGUGCCCAAGUCGAUCUUCCAGUGGUCUGGACAGAUGGGCUUGCAUGGGACUCCGAAUGCUCCAUUAUUUGUGUAUAAAGCAAUAGGAGAUGAAAUCAGUCCCGUGGCGGAUACGGAUGCCUUGGUUAGUAAAUAUUGUGCUGAAGGUGCUCGCAUUGAAUACCACCGGGAUUUAAUCGGCAACCAUGAAUCGGAGGCCAUUUCGGGGUCAGCAAGUGCCUUGGCGUGGCUGUCGGACCGCCUGGAUGGAGAAGAUGUCAGUAGUGGCUGUAGCACGGAAGAGGUGUUGCUCUCAUCUUUGAGCGUUGAUACGGUGCUCCUUCUCGGAGAAGAACUGUUUACAAUCCUUGAGACUACGCUGGGUGGGAUGCUGUAG